Pocillopora meandrina is the source of this 3158-nucleotide messenger RNA. Lineage: Eukaryota; Metazoa; Cnidaria; Anthozoa; Scleractinia; Pocilloporidae. The record is from the annotation of a GenBank genome assembly.
AUGGAACAACGGCUGUCGGCGAACGUUAAUAUAUUGCACAAGUUUUCAACGUGGCAUAGAUCCUUUGCUCUUUAAAAGUAUUUCCUAACCCUACAGCAAUUUUCUAAAACAACACAGCCAAGGCAAAGGUACACUCGUUCUUUUGAUUCUUUUAUCUAUACAUUGUUGUUGUUCUGGCUGUAAGCUUGACGUGGCAUGUGGCCUGAAGAGAAAUCAAUUUAACCGUAUUUUUUGUACAUUUUGUUUUCAUUUCCUCUGUCCCUUCGGUCAAUUAAGCUGAGCUACUGAGAAGCAAUUUUGUAAAGAAAGAUACUCAAUCACUCAGAGUUCGGCAACGCAAACAUCCUUUCAAAAUCAAUGUUCGAUCGAAUACAUAACUCUCAUUACAGUGUAGCAUAAUUAUCUUAAAUGAUACGUGUACUUUUCGAUAGCAUCGAUCUGAUCAAUGUUAAAUAGGUAACAUACCGAUGAUCUCCACUAACCUCCCCUCUACAAAGCUCCUUGUUUAGAUUUUCAAGUUUCUAAUAAGCUCCUUUCCCCAUACAUCAUUAGAUAUUUAUCAAAUCUAGGCUACUGUUCAUUCUUGGAGACCCAGGGGCUGUGAGGAUGGGCUACUGUUUAGAAAGUUAUUAUAAAUUGCAUCAAAGCCCCAAUGGCAAGUAUUCUGUUCCUCUCCACUUCUCUCUGAUUUUAGCUCUGUCUACCCUCAUUAUUCUAUGCCAAGGUUCUUUUCCAGACAUUUCACUUUUACUGAUGUAAAGAAUACCUUAAAUGAUAUUGCAAGGUCUUUGCUCAGGAAAGGUCUGUUGUUUCACCAAAUUUAACUCACAAUCAGUUGCAAAAUUUAAAUUGUUUCCUUUGCUUUAGCACAGAGUUCAUGAUUUUUAGAUGCAUUCAUACUGAUAUAAUUUCUUCAGGUCAGGUCCAGUUAAAUUUUUAGGGCAUCUUUGCUUGCUUGAUUUUUUCCUCUUACUUUGCUAUUAGCCUGUCCCUUACUUGAUAUUUGUAUGAGGGACUUUUUGAGUGUUCAUGUUUAUUUAAAAAUGCAUUGUUUGACCUAUAUCUGUUCUUUUUCUUUGUAGAAACCUUCAAGAAAGAACUUUGUGAUCCACAGAAAUAUGCUUGUGAUUGUAUACAUCUCGUUUGGUGUUCUUUCCGCACUUUGUGGUAUUUUCCACUUUUGGUGCAAAACAGGUCAAAGGGAUGACACGAUGAUAGUCAACCCCAACUUUGUCUCAUUCCAAAAUAGCUACUUCAGAGUUUACUUCCUAGCACUAAUGGCUGAAUGGCUCCAGGGACCGUACCUUUACAAACUCUACAGUCACUAUGGCUUCAUUGACACGCAAAUUGCCAUAAUUUAUGUGUGUGGCUUUGCCUCAAGUGUUGUGUUUGGAACUUCUAGUGGAUACUUUGCAAGUGUGUUUGGCCGUAAAAAGGCUUGUGUAGUUUUCACAUUACUGUACUCAUUGUGCUGCCUGACGAAGCUGUCAAGAAACUAUGGUAUUCUAAUCCUUGGAAGAAUUUUGGGUGGAAUCUCUACUUCCUUGUUAUUCACAGCUUUUGAUGCAUGGUAUUUGUAUGAACACACACAGACCCAUAAUUUUCCUAGUGAGUGGGUUUCUGCAACAUUUGCCAAAGCAACACUCUACAACAGCAUCAUCUCUGUAGUAGCUGGGAUUUUAGCCAACACCGUAGCUGAAUGGAUGCCUUUUGGACCAGUGGCCCCAUUUGUCCUUGCCAUACCAUUUCUUAUUGCAACUGGGAUUUUGAUCCAAUUUACUUGGGAUGAAAACUAUGGUGGAAGAAAUAACAAAGUCAUUCAACCAUGUAUUGAGAGCCUACGGCAUAUUAUAACAAACAACAAAGUCAUGUCUAUUGGCAUUGUUACCUCACUUUUUGAGAGUGCCAUGUACAUAUUUGUUUUUUUGUGGACUCCUGUUUUGGACAGAGGGCAUUUGUAUCCUCCUCUGGGAAUCAUCUUUUCAUGUUUCAUGCUGUGUGUUACUCUUGGAGGCUUUCUGUUCAAUUUUACCGUCAAACUAGGUAUAAACCCAGCCAAUGUUGUGAUUUUAACUGUUAUUGUAGCAUCUGGGGCAAAUAUUGGUGCAGUUUUUUCCAAUGCCUUGCAUCCGAGUACAUCAUUUAUUCUGUUUAUUAUCUUGGAACUAGCUUGUGGACUGUACUUCCCAGCAAUGGGUUGGUUGAGACAAAGGAUUCUACCUGAGGCCCAUCAUGCUGGUAUUAUAAACUGGUUCAGAGUACCGCUGAAUGCUACUGCUGCAAUUGUUUUGAUGGUACUUCAUGACACUCAUAGCAGUCAUGGUAUAUCUGCAAUAUUUGCCCUUUGUUCAUUAUUGUUGGCUGUGGCAGGUAUUGCUGCUGUAAGACUCUCCGUCCUGUCAAGAAAUGAUGAAAAUUUGAAACUUGUCCAUGACAUGGAAGAAGGACUUUGAAGAACUACAUCUAAUCAGAUAUAUCUUGCCUUUGGAAGAUGUGAUCUUCAUUUUUAGGUCACAACAUGAAGGAAAGGGGUUGACUAAGAAAAUUGUAUGGCUGUAAGUCACUAACCUCACUUCAGUUUGAUGUAGAAACAUUUUACACGCUUAAGUGGCCAUAUUUAUUUUCAUUGAACUUGAAGAAAAAUUUUUAACACAUGACAGUAUGUGUAAGAUUCAGGACAAGGUAGUGUUCGUUACUGUAAGUUCCCCCCCUUAACUACGGCCUUUCUCAAGAGAAGUUCCCCCAACCAUAGCUUUCCCCCCCUAAAGAAAUAUAAUUAAAGCAUAACAUGUGGUGAUUAGAUAUCAUCAUCAGAACUUGACUUGAGCUAAAACUUGAAAGGUGAUCAAUCAAAAAUUGUUAUGGCAGUGUAUGAUAUAUUAUAGUGACCAAGAAAGCCAAGAAAGCUAAGUAAUUGAUCUUAGUUAAUUCCUUUCUUUUGUAUGUAAUUAUCUUUUCCUCUCUUUAUGUAUUAAUUUUCUAGCAGAUAUAAAUGUUCAUGUUUUCCCAUAUUUAUUAUAAUUUUAAGUUGUGUAUAUUUAAACUCUACACUGCCUAGAUCAGUUAUGCUAUUUAUCUAUUAACUUUCAUUAUUUAAAAUAAAUCAGUUGGAGAAAUUUGUCGCAAUUUUUUUAUCAUACAUAUAGAUAACAGUUUCA